UAUUCAAGCAGUUCAUCUUAGUCCAUUCAACAAUCAAUUUAAAAUCAAAUUAACGAAAUGAAUUCCGCAAAGCUUUUUAUUGUCUUCGCUGUUGUUCUUAUUGUCUUCUCCGGUCAAAGUGAAGCUGGUUGGUGGAAGAGAGUCUUCAAGCCAGUGGAACGACUUGGUCAAAGAGUUCGUGAUGCUGGUAUUCAAGGACUCCAAAUUGCACAACAAGGAGCCAAUGUUCUGGCAACGGUUCGAGGUGGACCACUCCAACAAGGAUAAUUUGAAUGAAGCGUGCAGUUAUUUUUUUCUAAUUUUUAUUAACUUAUGAUAUUUAAUUUAUUUAUUUGAGAGUGUGAAUAAAAUUGUUUGGAAAAUAAAUGAUGGUGUGGUUUAUAAAAAUA
This is a messenger RNA of Hermetia illucens (black soldier fly), 389 nucleotides long. Its product is annotated as cecropin-like peptide 1. The transcript is spliced from 2 exons. Gene Ontology annotation, biological process: antibacterial humoral response; defense response to Gram-negative bacterium; defense response to Gram-positive bacterium. Lineage: Eukaryota; Metazoa; Arthropoda; Insecta; Diptera; Stratiomyidae. Gene Ontology annotation, cellular component: extracellular region. The record is from RefSeq and is a predicted model, not a curated record. Bases 58 to 267 code for a protein of 69 amino acids.